This is a messenger RNA of Xiphias gladius (swordfish), 421 nucleotides long. Its product is annotated as gastrotropin-like. Gene Ontology annotation, molecular function: fatty acid binding. The coding region runs from base 1 to 378 and encodes 125 amino acids. Lineage: Eukaryota; Metazoa; Chordata; Actinopteri; Istiophoriformes; Xiphiidae. The transcript is spliced from 4 exons. The record is from RefSeq and is a predicted model, not a curated record. Gene Ontology annotation, cellular component: cytosol; nucleus. Gene Ontology annotation, biological process: fatty acid transport.
AUGGCGUUCACCGGGAAAUAUGAGCUGGAGAGUCAAGAGAACUAUGAGGAGUUCCUGGAAGCAAUUGGAUUUCUCAAUGCCAAGACAGACCACAAAGUUGUAACAGAGGUGGAUCAGGAUGGGAACAACUUCACCUGGACACAAACCAUCCCCAACUGGACCUGGUCCAAUAACUUCACCAUAGGUCAGGAAUGCGAGCUGGUAACAAUGACGGGCUCCAAAUUCAAGGCCCCUGUUACUAUGGAAGGCGGCAAGAUUUCAAUACAGUUUCCUCAAUAUCACUUCACAGCAGAGAUCGCUGAAGAUAAGCUAGUAAUGAAUUGCAAAACUCCAGGAGAGAAGGGUGUGACUUUCAAAAGAGUUAGCAGCCGGAUCUAGUGCUGCAAGACUCGACAUGCUUCAUCGGAAAAGAGGCUGUGAG